Messenger RNA from Pseudozyma flocculosa PF-1, 528 nucleotides. RefSeq lists its product as uncharacterized. The record is from RefSeq and is a predicted model, not a curated record. NCBI's taxonomy places the organism in Eukaryota, Fungi, Basidiomycota, Ustilaginomycetes, Ustilaginales, Ustilaginaceae. The transcript has 2 exons. The coding region runs from base 1 to 528 and encodes 175 amino acids.
AUGAUGCCCAUCGCAUCGCUCCUCGACGUCCUACUGCUGUCCUUGGCCGUCCUCGGCCAGGUUCUCGCCGCGCCGGACGGCACCCAGCCUUUGCACUGGGACCUGCCCGCUCCCGGUCAGUUCGUCUCCCUCGAGUACGUCGACGGAAACGCCUUGUUUUGCAGUACACUCCCUGCCGAUAUCGUCGACAACCAGCCCCAGCACAACCUCUUCAACUUCAUCUGUCAGGCCCAUGGCGAAUGCGUCGCAGUCCUGGAUCGAGUCUGCCGAGGAAACUGCAUCUUCCACGGCGUUCGCAGUCAAGUUGUCCAUGGCCGAUCCGCCUACUGCCGCUCUGCCAAGAUGUCUCCCGAGGCCUUUGGCACUACCAAUACCGUCGGAGCCGGUCUGGCCACGCUGUUCAGAGAGGCGUCCAGAACGGGCUCGUUUGGCCUCAAUUUCGAGGUCACGUACAUCGGCGACCGUGGCAAGGAGCUCAAAAGCUCCUACUACCAAGACUUUGGACAGUUCAGUACGGGUCCUCCGUGA